Molecule: messenger RNA, 1740 nt
Organism: Paramecium tetraurelia
Lineage: Eukaryota; Ciliophora; Oligohymenophorea; Peniculida; Parameciidae
Exons: 3
Biological process (GO): intracellular zinc ion homeostasis; zinc ion transmembrane transport
Cellular component (GO): membrane
Molecular function (GO): zinc ion transmembrane transporter activity
Source: RefSeq, a predicted model, not a curated record
AUGAAAGUUGAAUAGACUGUCUAAUUUGUGGAAUAAACUGCUGAAGUAGUUCAAAAACGAAUCCUUGAAUAGGAAAUUGAAUUAACCCAAGCUAAUCAAGGAGGAGAAGAUAUUAAUAGUGAAGUGAGAGUAAACCUUGAGUAAAGUGAAACUCAAUAGGAUAUUAAUACACAAUAAGAAGUUGAACCAGAAAAUAAUCAACAACCAUAAUCAAAUGAGGAUGAUGAUGUUGUAUCUUAGGGAGAAACUAUCUAAACUUCUGAUACCAAUGAAAAUCUCAAUUAAAAUAGUGAAACCUAGGAGAGCUAAACCAUUGAAGAAAACAAGGAGGAAUAAUAAGAAAAUGACCAAUGCAGCACUGAAAGAAAUUGCUAAUCAUAGACUGAGUAAAAUCACAAUACAGAAUAAGAAGAGAAGUAGGAAUAAGUUGAGAAUUUGUAAGUAGAAAAUGAUGUCGAAGUGGACUAAAUUUAAUUAGAUAAUGAAUAAGUGACUUCAAAUGAUAAAGAUAUAAAUGAUUCUUAAUUAAAUGAAGACACUUAAGAAUAACAAUAAAAUAAUGAAUAAUAUGAAAUACAUAAUCAAGAAUAUACUCAUGAACACCAUGAACAUCAUGAUCAUACUCAUGAACAUUAAGACCAUCAUACCCAUGAACAUUCACAUGAUCACGCUCACGAUCAUUCAUAUGAUCACGCUCACGAUCAUUCAUAUGAUCACGCUCACGAUCAUUCACAUGAACACGCUCAUGACCAUUCACAUCAUCACCAUACACAGGAUCAUACACACUAUCACCAUUAUUAAUAAGAAGAAUAAACUGUUACAAGUUAAAAUUAAUUAAAUGGAUGGUAAGUUCAAUUAUCUUUUAUUCCAAAUUAUUAAGAGAUUUAGUCUAAACUUAUCAAAUUUUAACAUCAAUUACCAGAAUUACUAGCAAAAUAUCUUCCUAAUUCAAAAUAGGAUUAAGUAAAUUAUAGUGUUUUGAUUGUGUCAUUCCCCUCAUUUCCAAUAUUUUUAUUGCUUUUGAUUACUGUUGGUAUUAGAAACAGAGGAACAGCCAUUUAAUAUAUGAUAGCAUUUUCAUUUGGAACAAUGUUAGGAGAUGUAUUCUUCCAUAUGUUGCCAGAAAUCUUAGGAACUCACUCCCACUCUCAUGAAGGUCACAAUCAUGAUCAUGAAAAUCCUUAAAUGUGCUUAGUUUUGGGUGGUGUUCUGUUGUUUGCAUUCAUUGAUUUGUUUAUUAUUAAAUUGAAGAACUUUAGAGGUAAAAGAGAUGAUACCCACGAUCACGAACACAAUAAUUCAGUUAUUGUAUUCUUAUUUGGAGACUUUUUACAUAACUUUACAGAUGGUAUUGCAUUGGCUGCAACAUAUUCCAUCAGUUUAGCAUCUGGAAUUACAACUACAAUAGCUAUUUUUAUGCACGAAAUACCUCAUGAAGUUGGUGAUUUUGCUUACUUAUUAAAAUAAGGUAAAUGUGUUUUCGUUAUUCUUUUCACUUAAAUUGUCACAUCAAUAGGAUGUUUGGCAGGAGGAUAUGUUGGAUUACAUUUUGCUUAGACCUUUUAGAAAGAAUUAUUGUGUCUAACUUGUGGAAGUUUCCUCUAUGUAGCUUUAGUUAAUAUCUUACCAGAGUUGAAAUAAUCAUUCUCAUAUAGACCAAAAUUAGAAAGAUUGAUCAUGAAUCUAAUUUCUAUUGGAGCUGGUUUAUAUCUAAUGAAGUUCGUAGGAUAAUUAGAAUGA